AUGAAAAUAAUCAAGCUACUACUAUCCAUCCUAAUCAUAAUCAACGCAUGUAGAACGACGAACGAUGAAGAGAAGCAGAACAAAAUACUGUCCAUAGACAUGAACGACCUGGAGGAGAUACUAAAUGAUGAUAAAAUUUUUACCUUCCUAAUUGUGUACACACACUGGUGUCAAAGAUCCAGUUUGCUCCUCGAAAAUGUUCAGACCAUUUCGAAUCUUUUAAAAUAUGAUAGCAAUGUGAAGAUAGCCAAAAUGAACGUUGCUAUGAAUAGUACCGUUAUUGAAAAGCUUUCCGUUUACAGUGUACCCUCCCUUUUUAUGUUAAAAAAAAAUGAGACGCAUAGAUACAUAGGAGUAAACAACAUCAGAGGCAUAAUGUCAUGGAUAUAUCAAUACCUUGACUACAGUGUAUACUCGAUUGAAAAUAAAAAUAAGUUGGAUAUAUUCCUCCAACUCGAUCAGUAUAAUAACUCCAUUUUGUUCUUUAUCAACAGAAAGGAAAACGAAACCCAUCUGCUUAAAGAGCUAGUCAAUAUAUGUACCCUAAUAGGGGAUACCUUCUGCUUCGCUGUUACUAACCCAAAUAUCAUCUCAUAUUUUGAAAAUGAAGUGAUGCGAGAAAAAUAUCACUUUAAUUUAGAAAAUUUAAAAAACAAAGACAUGUAUGGAAUUUUAUUCAAAAAUGAUGAUUUCGGUGAGUACUUUUAUUUGAUCGAUAACAACGUUAACCUUUUAUACAAUCCUGGUUACUCUGUACAGGAAAAAAAGCUGGAACUAACAAAAUGGAUACAGGAAAAAAUGGAACCCUUGGUUAUUAAAUUCUGUGAGUAUUAUUUCCCCAUUUUUUUCGCAAACGACACGGUUACUUUAUUUAUCCUAUACAACGAUAUAAGUGAUCUCAAGAAAUCAGAUAUUAUAAAGUGUGCGAAGAAGUACCCCCAUAUCACCUUCUCCGUGUCUGGAAAUAAGGAUGCGUACGAGAAGAGGCUCCUGAGCGAGCUACUUAUCGAGGAAGUCACAAAGCCCGUCAUGCGAAUCACCGAAUUUAAGAACCACAUCACCGUUCCGUACAAGUACAGGCCUAUGAGCGACGACAUCGAGAUAAACGAGCAGAGCAUCGACGAAUUCAUCCAGGACUACGCCAACGAAAAGAAGUACUUCUACCGAAAAAGCGAGAAAGCGCUACCAGACGAAUUCAACCACGGAUACGUAAAAAUAAUAGUGGCCGACACCUACGAUGAAUACGUGUUUGACAACACCAAGCACGUCGUGGUGCUCUACUACGCGCCCUGGUGUGGUCACUGCUACAAAUUUGAGCCUGUGUACAGGGAAAUAGGAAAGAGACUCAAACUAUACGCAAAAAAAUUCAAGGAUUACAACAACGACGUGGUCAUUAGCAAAAUAGACGCGGUGAACAACGAGAUAUACGACAUUCUAAUCGAAGGUUACCCCACCAUUUACCUAUACACGAAGGAGAACAAGAAGGCGCCCAUCCAAUACAACGGCCCAAGGACCGUGGAAAGCAUAAUUUCGUGGAUUUGCGAAAAGACCAAUGCCAAUAUAGACAUACAGGAAUUCCGUAACAUAAAUUUGGACGAUGAACAACUUUUCGAAACAUAUGAGGAACUGUAA
Messenger RNA from Plasmodium knowlesi strain H, 1632 nucleotides. Its product is annotated as protein disulfide-isomerase, putative. NCBI's taxonomy places the organism in Eukaryota, Apicomplexa, Aconoidasida, Haemosporida, Plasmodiidae. Gene Ontology annotation, molecular function: protein disulfide isomerase activity. The record is from RefSeq and is a predicted model, not a curated record. The coding region runs from base 1 to 1632 and encodes 543 amino acids. The transcript is spliced from 4 exons. Gene Ontology annotation, biological process: protein folding; response to endoplasmic reticulum stress. Gene Ontology annotation, cellular component: endoplasmic reticulum.